GUAUGAUUAUAUAUAUUAUUUUCAACUGAUGAUUUGAUUUAUGCACACUAAAUUAACAACAGAAAAUAUUUUCAAUAUUCUAUAUACACAUAGAUAAAAGCAUCCUCAGUUUGUUUGAUACUUCAUCCAUGGCAACUUUUGUAAAAUUAUUAACUUGCAUUUAUUUAUUUAAAAUUGAUAACUGAAGGAAAAAUAAGUGCAUACAUAUUUAUCGACAAAAGGUACUUCAUCGUUAGCUCGCUAGAUGACUACAUGGUCUCAACUAUAGCUUAUUUAGCAGUGGCAGUUAGUGAGCCAGCUGAUCGCUCAGUAAGUAGUAUAACAGUUUGGCAGUAGUGAUUCAACGCAUGGAGGGAGCUGUUUCCGUUCGAUUAAGUCGUCGGAGGUUAUAUAGACAACGAUGAUUUCUAACAUUUAUGAGAGGAUUGUUGGGGUUUCGCCACCUCCAGAACCAAACAAACCAAAAAUCCUUUGUGUUGGACAAAGCUGUCUUGACAUUGUACAGUUAUGCAAAAAUUAUCCACAAGAAGACGCCGACGUGAGAAGCAUUGACUUCAGGUACCAAGGAGGUGGAAAUGCUUGCAAUAGUUGUACUGUUAUAUCUCAGCUAGGACAAUCUUGUGAGUUUUUUGGAUACCUCAGCAACCGACAAUUCUCCAUGUUUCUACAAGAAGACAUGCGGAAGCAUAACAUCGACUUUUCACAUUGUCCAGUAACGUGCGAACAUGAGUGUCCAAAAUCGGUAGUAAUAUUAAGUAUCAACACUGGAUCUCGUACGAUAAUACACCAUAAUCCAAAUUUUCCAGAAGUCACUUUAAAAGACUUUGAGAAGCUUAAUUUAGAAGAUUAUAGCUGGAUACAUUUUGAGGGUCGUAAUGUUGCGGAAAUCGUUUUAAUGAUGCAGCAUAUAGAGAAUUACAAUAAGUCAAUAACUCAAAAAGAAAUUGAAUCGGCUGAUUCUUCUAUCCAUCAUCUUCCUAUUACGAUAAGUGUAGAAAUAGAAAAAAUGAGACCUGACUUAUUAGAUACAUUACCUUACGUCGACGCUGCAUUUAUAUCUAAAGACUUUGCUCUAAGCAGGGGCUAUGUAAAUAUGAGUGAAACAUUAAAAUGUAUGAGUCUAGAGUCAAAAACUGGAGCAACAAUUUUCAGUGCCUGGGCAGAUUUAGGGGCAAUGGCACGAGCUCCUGACGGGACCAUUGUCCAAUCUCCUGCUUUCCCGCCUCACAAAAUCAUUGACACUUUGGGUGCCGGUGACACAUUUAAUGCCGCCGUCAUACAUUAUUUAAACAAACAAAAGUUAGCUUAUUAUAAGAAUGGCGAUGAUGUUAACAAUCAGUCUACUAAAAACAAUAUUCAACAUAAUUAUAACAUUGAAAGUUCCGAAAAAAGUCAGACUGAAUUCAUUAAUCGAGAAGUGCUUCAAAAUGCUAUUGCUUUUGGUUGUAGACUUGCUGGUGCUAAAAUCGGCUUUCGAGGUUUGGAUGGAAUAAAUGAAAUUUAUAAACAUUUCAUGCGAUAGGAAAA
This is a messenger RNA of Phymastichus coffea, 1527 nucleotides long. Its product is annotated as ketohexokinase-like. The record is from RefSeq and is a predicted model, not a curated record. The transcript is spliced from 5 exons. Gene Ontology annotation, biological process: fructose metabolic process. NCBI's taxonomy places the organism in Eukaryota, Metazoa, Arthropoda, Insecta, Hymenoptera, Eulophidae. Gene Ontology annotation, molecular function: ketohexokinase activity. Bases 401 to 1522 code for a protein of 373 amino acids.